Molecule: messenger RNA, 766 nt
Organism: Myiozetetes cayanensis
Lineage: Eukaryota; Metazoa; Chordata; Aves; Passeriformes; Tyrannidae
Gene: TNFRSF13B
Product: TNF receptor superfamily member 13B
Exons: 4
Coding region: 1-741 (246 amino acids)
Cellular component (GO): plasma membrane
Source: RefSeq, a predicted model, not a curated record
AUGGAUGGGACGCGUGUGGGCCGGGAUGCCAUGAACAACUGCACCGACCAGGAGUACUGGGACACCCUCGUUUCCAGGUGCAUCCCCUGCAGCCUCGUGUGUGGCCAGCCCACGGCCAGGAGGUGUGAUGCCGUGUGUGAGUCCAUGGGCUGCAACAAGACACCUGGAUUCUACUACGACGAGCUCGUGAGAAGCUGCAUCGAGUGCAGCACGGUCUGUGGGCAGCACCCCAAGGAAUGUGCCCCGUCCUGCGAGCCCUCUCCCCCGUCGCCCGCGGCUGUGCUGGAGCAGAAGGCGUGUGCGGAGCAGGAGCCGUGGCUCGUGGUGUAUCUGCUGCUGGGGCUCUGCCUCUGCGCCCUCAUCUGCUCCCUGCUCCUGGGCUGGACACACCUGCGCAGGAAGGGGGAGGUGGGCUCCUGCCACGCCGGCGCUGCCACCUGCCACUGCAGGGAGGACUCUGCCAAAGAUCGGCUGGUGGAAGCGGGCAGCGUCGGUGAGGGGUUCGCUGGCAGCAGAGUCCCAGGGCCAGUGGAAACCUGUGGCUUCUGCUUCCCUGGAAACGGCCCUGCUGUGCAAGAGAUCAAAUCCAGCCACAGCGCCUCGUGUCACGCUGGGGAAAGAGCUGCUCCCUCCUACACCGGGAUCUGCAGCACGGGAUGCGCUGGGGCCAUUCCCGGCCCUGAGGACGGCCACUUCAAGAUCAUUUGUUCCCCUUCCCAAGAGAAGACACCCAUGGUGUGACCACAGUGGGUGUUCCUGCACAGGC